Molecule: messenger RNA, 2297 nt
Organism: Sesamum indicum (sesame)
Lineage: Eukaryota; Viridiplantae; Streptophyta; Magnoliopsida; Lamiales; Pedaliaceae
Gene: NRT1.5
Product: nitrate transporter 1.5
Biological process (GO): transmembrane transport
Cellular component (GO): membrane
Molecular function (GO): transmembrane transporter activity
Source: RefSeq, a predicted model, not a curated record
AUUAUUCGCAGCUUCUUUCUACAUACAUACAUACAUACAUACAUACAUAUAUAUAUAUAUACACACAUAUAAGUAAGUGAAGUUACAUAUCCCUCUCAUCUGUUUGCAUCAACUACUCAAACAGCUAAACAAAGACAAGUUCGUUCUUUCAUCGUAAAUGGGAUCCUUAGAAGUGUCGAAAGAGGCUCAUAAGUCGAAGGGAUUAGAUCAAGACGACGUCUACACCGGCGAUGGAACUGUCGAUUUUCAUGGCCGCCCCGCGAUCCGAGACCAGACUGGAAAAGGGGUUGCUGGAAUUAUCAUACUUGUAAAUCAAGGUCUGGCAACUCUAGCAUUUUUCGGUGUUGGAGUGAACUUGGUGCUGUUUCUUACUAGGGUCCUGCAACAAAACAAUGCCUACGCUGCCAACAGUGUUAGCAAAUGGACAGGAACAGUCUAUAUAUUCUCGCUUGUUGGUGCUUUCCUUAGUGACUCUUAUUGGGGAAGAUAUAAAACUUGUGCAAUCUUUCAGGCCAUCUUUGUCAUUGGUCUGGUAUUGCUAUCACUGACAACACAGAUCUUCUUGCUUAAACCAAGAGGUUGUGGGGAUGAAAUAACCCCAUGUGAAUCCCAUUCAAGCUGGGUGAUAGGUCUCUUCUACAUUUCCAUAUACAUGGUUGCAUUAGGAAAUGGAGGCUACCAACCUAACAUUGCCACAUUUGGGGCUGAUCAGUUCGAUGAAGAGGAUCCAAAAGAGGGCUAUUCCAAAGUUGCCUUCUUCAGCUACUUCUACCUGGCAUUGAACCUUGGUUCACUCUUCUCCAAUACCAUAUUAGGGUAUUUUGAGGAUGAAGGGAUGUGGGCUCUUGGAUUCUGGGCAUCCACCGCCUCUGCUUUUGCAGCGCUUGUCCUCUUUCUUGGAGGUACCAAAAGAUACAGGCACUUCAAGCCCAGUGGCAAUCCGCUUUCCCGGGUUUGCCAGGUAAUAGUAGCAGCAUCAAAGAAGUGUAGGCUAAAGAUUCCACCAGGUGAAGAGAUUUUAUACGAAGCUGAAGGGACUGAAAAAUCAACUGUUGCUGCUAGGAAGAUGCUCCAUACUCACGGGUUCAAAUUUUUGGACAGAGCAGCAUUUGUCACUUCAAGAGAACUCGACCAACUGAAGCAGAAUGAGUACAACCCCUGGCGACUCUGUCCGAUCUCUCAAGUUGAAGAGGUCAAAUGCAUACUGAGAUUGCUGCCAAUCUGGCUCUGCACCAUAAUCUAUUCAGUAGUCUUCACUCAGAUGGCCUCACUUUUCGUGGAACAAGGGGAUGCAAUGAAUACCAAGAUUUCAAACUUCCGUAUCCCUGCAGCAAGCAUGUCUAGCUUUGACAUUGUCAGUGUAGCCAUUGUCAUAUUCCUAUACCGAAGAGUACUCGACCCCCUUGUGCAUAGGAUCAGAAAGAAAGGACUCACUGAGCUUCAGAGAAUGGGAAUCGGUCUCGUUAUAGCAAUUAUGGCCAUGCUCUCAGCUGGAAUUGUGGAGUGCUAUAGGCUAAAAUAUGCUCAGAAAGAUUGCAAGCACUGUCAAGGCUCAAGCUCAUUGAGCAUAUUUUGGCAAGUCCCCCAAUAUGCUCUCAUUGGUGCAUCCGAAGUCUUCAUGUAUGUAGGUCAGCUAGAAUUUUUCAAUGCACAAGCACCUGAUGGACUCAAGAGCUUCGGAAGUGCACUUUGUAUGACAUCAAUAUCUUUAGGAAACUAUGUUAGUAGCUUGCUGGUGUCUAUUGUAAUGAAAAUAUCUACAAUAGAUAACAUGCCCGGAUGGAUCCCAAGAAACCUUAACAAGGGUCAUCUAGACAGGUUCUAUUUUCUCUUAGCGGGCUUGACAGCCAUCGAUUUGAUUCUCUAUAUUGCCUGUGCCAUGUGGUAUAAAAGCAUGAAGCUCAGAGGGAAGUGCAGUGAAAACAAAGAGGACCAGGUUUAUGGAGUCUAAUGGCUGUACUGUGAAGCAAUCAAAUCAAGAGACAAGCAUUGGAACUCCCUCCAAAGCAGUCAGACAGAAUAUGUUCUCAGAGAGGUAAUCGUAUAGGACAGAGAAAUGUCCUAUACUAAAAUACUUCUUAGAUUCUACAGUUCGGGAAUACCUGUCUCAAUGAAAUUAGUCCAUGCAACAUCUAGAGAUGGGGCAGCUAUAUCUGGAAGGUUUUAUUAGAUCUUUCACCUGAUUUUGUUGGUUCUAAUGUAUUAAUGAGAAAGAUCUAUUACAAAGCAAAUACUUUCGUCCAAAUUCAUGUAUGCCUUAAAAGUACAAAUUGCCUGUUUUAGUGUUCUAUCUCAAA